AUGUCGUCAGAAAAACCCGAGGACUCGCACGCUGCGGAUCGAAUUCGUUGGCGAGACGAGGAAGAAGGCCAUGAUCGCCGCAGAAGUCGUUCCAGAGCCGGGCUUCGUCGUGCCAGUUCUACGGAUUCUCUUGCCAUACGGUCUGUUCAUGGGAGAACCACGGUUGAUCCCGCUGUUACGCUACCUAUUCAGUAUCGUACCGUUUCAUUCCAAAUAGAGGAAUCUAAAGGCAAGGAACGAGCAGAAUUAAUAAGGGCCAGCGAGGUUGCGGCCAAGGACCUGAGUGACCUGCAAUGGCACACAAUAACGGCCACGGAAGUUGCCGAGAGGCUAGUAACUUCAUCAACCAACGGGCUGUCAGAGAGCCAAGCUGAAAGACGACUCGAGGAGUAUGGCAAGAACGCGCCGUCGCCCCCAAAGACGAACCGAAUCCUUACUAUAUUAGGAUACUUUUUCAAGGGCUUUGGCGGCAUUCUUCUUGUUGGCAGCAUUUUGGUCUUUGUAUCAUGGAAGCCUCUCGGAGAUCCACCUCAGCUGGCCAAUCUGGUAUGCGAGAAAAUGCUUAUACUGCCGUCAUGCUUUCAUGAUGCUAAUAUUUUCUUCUUUGAGCAGGCACUGGCGAUUGUUCUUUUGGCAGUUUUUUUUCUUCAAGCAGCCUUCACCAUGUUCCAGGAUUGGUCAACUUCGCGAGUGAUGUCGUCCAUAAAGGACAUGUUGCCAGAACAAUGCCACGUCACGAGAGACGGACAGAUGGUACACAUGCAAGCCGAGGACCUUGUUCCCGGGGACCUCGUUACUAUACAUGCUGGAAACAAGCUUCCUGCCGACUUGCGCUAUAUUGAGGUGUCACCUGACCUCAAGUUUGACCGCUCUGUACUGACCGGUGAAUCCAGACCCAUUUCGGCAACAGUUGAUCACACAGAUAUCAAUUACUUGGAAACGCACAAUAUUGGACUCCAGGGAACUCAUUGUGUUAUUGGGUCUGCCCUCGGUAUUGUCGUGGCAACUGGCGACCGGACAGUUUUCGGUCGUAUUGCUACCUUAACGAACGAGCCUAAGACGGGCAUGACGACUCUGGAAAAGGAAGUUCUGUAUUUUGUCCUUUUUAUUUGCGCAGUCAUGUUCACCAUGAUUGUCGCUGUUGUCAUCAUUUGGGCCGCCUGGCUGCGACGGGAUCAUCCUGACUGGAUUAAUGUGCCUACUUUGAUUGUCGACUGUGUUAGUGUGGCUGUUGCAUUUAUUCCUGAAGGCCUUCCUAUCGCUAUCACUGCUGGUCUGACUAUUACCGCAAACCUGAUGAGAAAGAACAAGAUUCUUUGCAAGUCUCUCAAGACUGUCGAAACGCUCGGCUCUGUCUCUGUCAUUUGCUCUGACAAGACUGGAACUCUGACUCAGGGUAAAAUGGCAGUUACGGAUUGCUCGAUCGGUACCAACAAUCUCUCGAUGGAACAACUACAUGACGCUCUCAAUUCUGGAAAUGCCAAAGAAAAGCCGAAUGUCUUUCAAACCUUUGGGCAGCUUGCUGCAUUGGGUGCUUUGUGCAACGGAGCCGAGAUGGACGCUGCGCAAGCCGAUGUUCCCGUUGCAAAGCGACACGUAUUUGGAGACGCCACCGACACCGCAGUUCUUAAAUUCUCCGAGUCUGUAGCUCAAGGAAACGUUGCGUAUUUUCGAUCCUGCUGGCAGAAAGUGUUUGAACUUGCCUUUAAUAGCAAGAAUAAGUUCAUGAUUCGGUGCUUCACUCUUGCCCAGCCUGAGGCAUUGGGCCGGACUCUGACUGCCCAGGAUGCCAGCCAAUUCCAGAACAAUGAUCUGUUGCUCACUAUCAAGGGCGCACCAGACGUCCUCGUUGAAAGAUGCUCGUACUACCUAGCCCCAUCAGGAGAGGUUCUUGAACUUACUCAAGGAGCCAAAGCUACGUUUGAGCACCUUAAGAACAUGCAUUCUUCUCAGGGUAAGCGGUGCCUUUUCCUUGCGAGAAAACUCGUCAAGGGUGGUAAGCUCCAAGACGGCGGUGAUUACGAGAAGUCAGCGGUCGAGGAGGCAAAAACUGGUUUGACCUUGGUUGGACUUGUGGCUAUCGUUGAUCCACUGAGGCCUGAGAUUCGUGAUGUUGUCUCUACUCUUCGUGGUGCGGGUAUCAGGAUUUCCAUGGUAACUGGAGAUUUCGCUUUGACAGCCCUGGCCAUCGCUCGGGAAGCCGGCGUCGUUACCUGCGUUCAUGUUGACGGUGUUUUACAUCUCGAAAGAACUACAGUGGAUAUCAGCUCUGCUUCUGAGGACAAUGAAGACGAAAAAACAGUCGCGUCAAGGCGAGGCGCUCUGGUCAUCAGUGGCCCUGAGUUGGCAACCCUGACGGAUCACCAAUGGAGUCUCCUUACCGAGUACGAAGAGGUGGUAUUUGCUAGAACCACCCCGGAACAGAAACUUCGCAUCGUGCGAGAAUACCAGAAGCAUAACGUUGUUGCCAUGACCGGUGAUGGUGUCAACGAUGCGCCCUCUUUGAAAGCUGCCGAUGUUGGUAUUUCCAUGGGCAGCGGCUCAGAUAUUGCCAUGGAGGCCGCCGACAUGGUAUUGCUGGACUCGUUUUCUUCCGUUGUUGCGGCGGUCCAGUAUGGACGAGUAGUGUUUGACAAUUUGAAAAAGGUCAUUGCGUACCUGCUUCCUGCUGGUAGUUUCUCCGAAUUCUGGCCCGUUAUGACGUCGGUUGUUUUUGGUCUCCCGCAAAUUCUGUCUUCCUUCCUCAUGAUCAUUAUUUGCUGCUUCACUGAUUGUGCCGCUGCGACUAUCCUUUCAUUUGAAAAGCCCGAGGCGGAUGUACUCCUCCGAAGGCCUAGAAACGUAAAGAAAGACCGCCUCGUCAACUGGCAGCUAAUCUUUCACGCGUAUGCCAUCAUUGGCGUCACAGAGACCCUUGCGUCCUUCGCAAUGGCCUUUUGGUACCUGCAACGACAGGGAAUUCCCUUCAGGGACCUGUGGUUCAGCUUUGGCGUACUACCCGCUUCCAUCAACCCGGACUACUACAUGGAAAAGUUGAACGAGGCUUCAUCUAUCUACUUUGUCAACUUGGUUGUCAUGCAGUGGUUCAAUCUCAUGGCUACAAGAACAAGACGACUCAGCAUCUUCCAGCACCCCCCUCUGUUCAACAAGAAGACGCAGAACUUGUAUCUAUUCCCUGCAAUUGUGUUUGCCUUGGCAAUGGCGGACGUAUCGACCGCCUUCGCCAUUGUCAACAGCCAAGUGAGCAGACGACCUGCUGCCUCCAGCAAAGAGGGCCUCGGCCCCAUCACGACAGUCCCAAGCAACAGGGUAACCAUUACCGCCAGCGCGCUGGGGUCUGUUUUGGAGGUGACAGACCCUAGAUAUGAUGUUUUCGCCUUUGGAUCGUUUAUGAGGAUGCUCCCCCAGCGCCUCGGGCAUAGUGUUGCUCUGGACGCGUCGGCGGCGGCCUUUGUCAGCGCCCUGAGAGAUUUGCGCACCAGGCAGUCAACCCUCGGUACCAUAGGGAAGUACGUGGGAGCCUUGAGUGCCGUGCAGAAAAGUCUGGGGGACGAGGGCACGGCGUACUCGGCCGAGACGCUGUGUGCCGUGUUCUUGGUCAUGGCCGCGCAACCGUGGCUGUCCAUGAAGGGCGACCGGCAUCCCAGCCACGGCUUGGGCAUGUCGCAUCUGCUGAAGAUCUUGGUUGACAAACAACCUCAUGAUGACUUCUUGCGGACGCUGAUGGCAUCAGUUAGUGUCGUAGUGAUACUCGAGAGUAUAUUCAACCCGGCGAUUGAGCUAGAGUCUUGGAUACACAAGGUGCAUACGCUGACGAGUCAAGAGGAAGAGGAGGCGGCGUUGAAGCUAGGCCUCAAUUUCCGAUGCCUGGAUAUGGGAUGGCUCUCGAAGCUGCCCGAACUCAUACGGAACCCGGUUGUGAACAGCGCCGCCAUCAAGGCCUACUAUGAGAUGAUACAGACCGACUACCCCGGGAUAAAGCGCUUUGGGGACAGCGUGAUUGAGGCGAGAUGCGCUGGGCCGCCGACGUCUCUUCCGCUCCAGGUUGUGCGGGCGCAGACACAGUUCCACGCCGCGCAGUGCAUUAUCCUGUCCAUCGCCAUCACCUUGAAUGCAUUCAUGAGCAAACACUUUGGUCCCGAUGAUUUUGUAGCCGCAGAUAGAUAUGGAUUCUGCGCCGAUGCAAUUGAACUUGCCGAGAGGGCCCGACACCGAAGGCCCUUGGCUGCCGCUCAUAUUCCGCUGUGUCUGAUUACGGCUUGGCUAUCUUCGCGGGAUCCCAUGCAGCAGGUGCAGCUGGAACUUUUGAUGGACGAGUACGGCAAAGACUAUCAUCUGAUCGAAAUGGUUCGAGGCGCAACGCAGGUCGACGGGGGAGGGAAAGAGGGCGCGAUUCGUAAAUUCGCCUGCUUUCCGAUGCAGACACUGGGUGGGCAGAAUGAACCCGUGGUACAAAGGGUUGGUCCUGAAGCUUAUUGCGCAGAGUACUGCACUAUUCUAUAA
Metarhizium acridum CQMa 102 is the source of this 4503-nucleotide messenger RNA. NCBI's taxonomy places the organism in Eukaryota, Fungi, Ascomycota, Sordariomycetes, Hypocreales, Clavicipitaceae. The record is from RefSeq and is a predicted model, not a curated record.